Angiostrongylus costaricensis is the source of this 592-nucleotide messenger RNA. The record is from the annotation of a GenBank genome assembly. NCBI's taxonomy places the organism in Eukaryota, Metazoa, Nematoda, Chromadorea, Rhabditida, Metastrongylidae.
GCUAAGUUCUUCUGUCUUCCGUUUAGUAAUACUAAUCGUUCUAUGUUCUUUACAGCGAUGUAAUGCCAGAUUCCAACAUGAUUUCGAGUACAGCUUUAAUAUGUCAGCAGCGGACACGGUAUUUUCACCGUCAAAUUUCAUCUGUUCGUUUAAACGUACUCAUUUCACAGAAGUUCGACAAUGUCUAGCUGAUGUGGAACCAAUCACAUUUUUAAAGUGCGAUCAUCUAUGCCAUAAUGAAGUGGGAAAACGAAGUAUCCCCGAAAACUUACGUUAUGUUAAUCGAUGUCUUUUUUUGCAGCUGUUCCUAUCGUCCGAUCUUGAUCAAUACGAAAAAGAAUUGAGUAUUUUGUGCUCAUUUCAGGCCUGCUAUUUACAGUGUAUGAUACCAAUUGUGGAUGAGGUUUGCGUGUCAGGACUGAGUGCACGGACCAUCGAACUGGUUCGUUCGUUCGUGCAAUGGCAUGCUACCGACAUCACUGACUGGCAUGCGGUGGCUGGACACUUUGACGAACUGCCGGAAAGUUGCCGUAAGAUCGCUGGUGCUACGGUACAACCCGAUCCUAUCCUACAGCUAAUCAGUCGUGCGUGA